Exophiala viscosa is the source of this 1479-nucleotide messenger RNA. RefSeq names its product ubiquitin conjugation factor E4 B. Lineage: Eukaryota; Fungi; Ascomycota; Eurotiomycetes; Chaetothyriales; Herpotrichiellaceae. The transcript has a single exon. Bases 427 to 1230 code for a protein of 267 amino acids. Gene Ontology annotation, molecular function: oxidoreductase activity, acting on the CH-CH group of donors. The record is from RefSeq and is a predicted model, not a curated record. Gene Ontology annotation, biological process: lipid metabolic process.
UUGUCUGUUUGUUUGACCUUAUGGUUGCUAUAAAAGUCGACUUUUGGUCCAUUAGAGGAGACGUCGCUUGCAUACUCGCGUCGGUGACUUCGCAAACAUGAGUACUUGGAUCUCGAGCCUGCCUUCUGUUGGGGAAUUCUUUCCCCCAUCACCUCAGGCGUUCAAUUUCAAUUUCAACUUCUUCAGACUCUGGCCUAUCGUAAGUUCCCGCUCUACACCCUUGUCCCCUGUGCAUCUCUGGGCAUUGGAGACAACUUUUCUGGUUGCCUGAGAUGUGCUACAUCGAGAGGCUUUUCAGCAAUUGGACAUGUAUGAUCUUGUAGAUGCGACAAUGUCUGGCCCAAGGCUACAUACCUACGAUAGAGCUUGCUAACGUGUUAUCAGCUGUCGAUAUUACAAUGGACACCACUAGGCAAACUCCAGGCCAUGGGCAAGACUUCCAUUGCAUCUCGCUUCAACCUUCCAGGUCGACUGGCAUGGACUCUCGCCGAAUCUGUUGGUCCAUUGAAUCUUCUCUACAUCGUCUACACCCUACCGGCCAAGAUACGACCUGCACCACAAUCGAGUACAAGCUUCCUAGGCACCGGCCUCCCAAUGCAAUGUGAGCUUUUAGCUUGCUUGUAUAUCGUUCAUUACGCGAAUCGAGCAGUCAGCAUGCCUCUAUUUACUGCUCCAAGUAUGUCACCUAUCCAUCCGAUCAUCGCAGCGGCUAUGGCACUUCACCAGUACCUGAACUCGAGCAACAUUGGAUGCUGGCUAGUUUACUCGACGUUGGAGGGUGAUUUCUGGGACCGUACAAUCUUCUCCUUUAACUCGGUGUGUUUGACCAUCGUUGGACUCGCCAUCUUCAAUGAAGGUCUUUGGUCAAAUAUUCAGGCAGAAACAGCUUUGCACGACUUGCGACGCGACGCCGCGAAGCGAAGAGCCAAGUCAGAAGGCAAGGUCGAGGUGACAUACGAUAAGGUCUAUGUCAUUCCUCCUCCUGAAGGCUACUUCAAGAGCAUCUUGUUUCCUCAUUACGUCUGGGAAUGGCUUGAAUGGACAGGCUACUGGAUCCUUGGAGGGGCUUGGGGUCUCGGUUGGGGAUAUCAAAGUCCAGCUCUGUGGUUUGUCAUUGUGGAGAUUGCUACGAUGCUUCCACGGGCAGUGAGUCAGCUACGAUGGUAUGAAGAGAAGUUCGGGAAGCGGGCUGUUGCUGGUAGAGCAGCAGCAAUUCCUGGAUGGUUGUAAAUGUACUGUGUUGAGCUGGGCUUCCUCGAUCAGAAGGGGAGGCACGUCUUUCAAGCACAUAGAUAUCUGGCCACCCACUGGGCUGCAUAUGAGACACAAGGCUGGGCUACCGCAUAAAUUAUCCUAACCCAGUGCCACGAAAAGCAGGCCGGAGUCAAGGGCAAAUAGCGACAGCUGCAGCCUAACUUAGGUAGGUAGUGAGCCUAGGGAGACUCUUGAAAUGUUACUGGCCCUUGCGCGCCUGCAAGC